CCCGCCAUGGGCACAGCCAAGCCUCCCGGUCGUGGCUGUGGAGCCCUGCCCCGGUGGCUGCUCGGCGCUGCCCUGCUUCUGGGCCUGCGGCUCUGCAUGGAGUUGCGCCACGCGGGCUCGGGACCCCCGGGCCGCCGCGAUCUCCCGGGGCCACCCCGGACACACCUGCUGCCGGCCCCCGGGCCCCUGCGCGGAGUCAGAAGGAGGCAGGUGACCUAUGUGCGCAGUGGGCGCCGAGCACUGCCCCGGGGUGGCGUGAGCACGACGCCCCCGGAGCCAAGCUGCUGUGCCCAGCGAGGGCUUCCCAGCAGGAAGGGUCCCCGGUGGCACAUAGAGCUCCAGCCAUGGGCAGGCCCUUCUCGGUCCCUGGAUGAAGAAGCCUCAAGGUUCCUGAGUUACAUCGGUACCACCCAGAUUGCGUGCGAUCGCAUGGGUACAAACAGCGUGGCUACUGACUCGGGCCCUGCGCCGAAGCCCUGGCUGGUGUGCCUUGAUGACAGGUUUGGCUUAGCUCAUCAAAUCCGCACCAAGCGGUGCCGCCUCUACUCUUUAGGGCUGGGGAGCGACGACACGCACUUUGAGGUGAGCAUGGCCAAUGGUGGGUGUGAAGUGCAUCGUUUCGAUCCUAGCGUCAGAUCAGCCCACGUUCUGGAGAGCCAGCGCCUCUGGCAUCACCGCUUGUCCAUUGAUUGGCGGGACCCGCAUCCAGCUGUGGCUGCUCAGAAGCCAUACAGCAACACCAGGAAACUGGGAAGCAUUUUGAAUGAAUUCGGGCAUCACAAGAUUGAUGUUCUCAAGGCAGAUCUGGAAAGUGCCGAAUGGAAAGUUCUAGAAAACCUUAUUCUGGAGGAUGUCCUUGAACAGAUCGGCCAGCUCAUCUUCGAGAUUCAUCUCCACUGGCCUGGUUUUGAGGUCAGUGGCAGUGAGAGCAGCGUGGUGCGGUUUUGGUACAGCCUCCUGAAGGAGUUGGAGCGGAAGGACUUCAGACUUUUUCACACUUACAAAGACUUAUCUAAACCGCAGCUCUUCCUGAAGAAGGACAUUUUCAAUGCUAGCAGCUGUUAUACCUUGAGUUGGGUGAACACAAGAUGGAGGUGAGACGAAGCCUCAUGCACAACACAAGGAAAUAUGGGCAGAUAGAUGCUUCCGUGCUUCCUGUCAUGGAGUUACGUCUCCAGUCUCCACUGGCUUGUACUUGCUCGAGAAGGGGCUUGUGUUAUUGUCUCUGCAUUACAUGCUGAAGUCCGGAUGAAUACCUUUGAGACCUUUGCCUUUGACGGAGUAGGGUGUGCCCCUUCACUGUCCCUUGGAUGUAGAAAUACCCUGCACAUGCCAGCCUGUGUUUUUUAAAAAAUUCAUUAUGUAUCUAUAGUUCAUGGAUUUACAUUAAAAUGAAAUUUUAUUAUUUCAUA
Rattus rattus (black rat) is the source of this 1412-nucleotide messenger RNA. RefSeq names its product methyltransferase like 24 (gene Mettl24). Lineage: Eukaryota; Metazoa; Chordata; Mammalia; Rodentia; Muridae. The coding region runs from base 7 to 1098 and encodes 363 amino acids. The record is from RefSeq and is a predicted model, not a curated record. The transcript has 5 exons.